CUAGCAGAACAAGAGAAGUACAGUAUUUUGUUACGUAAUUGAAAAUAGAAACAAAAACAGAUUUGGUGUAUAAUAAUGAAGUGUGGUUUCCACCAAAAUGAUGGCCAAUGGGUUUUAUUUCAGGAGAAUAAAUUACAGUAGUCUAAGCUGACUCUGUAGACUAGAGGACCAUACUCUAAUAGAUAGAUAGACAAGAGAGAGAAGAGAACACCACGACCACGUACUGGGAAUUUGGUAACGUCAAUUCAGCUGUUUCCGGUGGGAAAACAAUUACCAACAACGCCCAUAACAGAGGCAAAGGGUUUUGGAGAUUCCAACAAAAGGGGCAAAGAAAAACUGGCCCUGUUUGUAUUCUGUAACAGGCUAACAGCCGCUAGCUAAAGAGAUAAAUUCCGUGGCAGUUGAGUUAGAAGCGAAAAGAAGGAAACUACUCACUGUCUGGGUUCCGCUUUCUCUCUCCUUACCUGCCGUGGGGUACUAAUCUAAUCAGUAAUCACUCUACCACCUGCUUUCAGCUUUUGCCUCUCUGUCUUCCUCAAUGGCAGGUGUGGGAGAUGGCGAUUUGUACUCGCAACUAUGGAAGCUAUGCGCGGGACCUUUGGUGGAUGUUCCUCGCCAAGGGGAGAGAGUUUUCUACUUCCCGCAGGGUCACAUGGAACAAUUGCAAGCUUCGACUAAUCAGGGACUGAACCAGGAAAUUCCUCAUUUCAAUCUCCCACCCAAGAUUCUCUGCCGUGUUGUGCACAUUCAGUUGUUGGCGGAACAAGAAACCGAUGAAGUUUAUGCUCGUGUCACUUUGCUUCCAGAAUCCAAUCAAGAAGAACCAACGAGUCCAGACCCAAGUCCACCCGAGACCCAGAAACAAGUUUUUCACACUUUUAGUAAGAUAUUAACUGCUUCUGAUACUAGCACACAUGGAGGAUUUUCAGUUCUGCGGAGGCACGCUACCGAGUGUCUGCCUCAAUUGGACAUGACCCAAACUACUCCCACUCAGGAAUUGGUAGCGGAGGAUCUUCAUGGGUUUGAGUGGAAGUUUAAGCAUAUAUUCAGAGGUCAACCAAGGAGGCACUUGCUUACAACUGGCUGGAGUACAUUUGUCACAUCCAAAAAACUGGUUGCGGGAGAUGCUUUUGUGUUUUUAAGGGGAGAGAAUGGUGAACUGAGAGUUGGUGUCAGGCGUGUAGCCCGGCAACAGAGUCCCAUGCCUUCAUCUGUGAUAUCAAGCCAGAGUAUGCAUCUUGGAGUGCUUGCCACUGCCUCUCAUGCAUUUUUGACAAGUACCAUGUUUGUGGUUUAUUACAAACCUAGCAUGCCUUUCCAUACAUUCAGGACUAGCCAGUUUAUUAUUGGUGUAAACAAAUAUCUGGAGGCAGAAAACAAUAAGUUUUCAGUUGGCAUGCGUUUUAAGAUGAGAUUUGAGGUGGAGGACUCACCUGAGAGAAGGUUUUCUGGUACUAUUGUCGGGGUUGGGGAUGUAUCUCCAGGAUGGUGGAACUCUCAGUGGCGUUCAUUGAAGGUUCAAUGGGAUGAACCGGCAAUAAUUCCAAGGCCAGAGAGGGUUUCUUCGUGGGAGAUAGAGCCUUUUGCUGCUUCCACUGCUUUGAAUGUCACUCAACAACUGGUGAAGAGCAAAAGGUCCAGGACUGAGGUUUCAUCUUCUGAAAUUGCUCCUAAUUCCCCUGCUCUAGCAUUCUGGUAUCGUGGACCACAAGACCCUACAGCAUUAGGUAGCAGUACAGAGGUCCAAAGCAAUGAAAAUCCAGUUGUAUGGUCUACUCGACAGAAAGAAAUUAAUGGCAAUCCUAUGAACAGCAGCUCCAAAGUCCGCGUGGAAGGAAUGCGGCCUUCUUCCCCACAUUCAAAACCAAACCUUUUUAUGGACCCCAAAAAUUGCAAAGCUGUCCCAGCACAAUCAACUGUUUCAUCUAGGCCGAAAGAUGAUUUGGCACAUGAUCCCAUGGAAUGUGCUAAAAGGAGUAGUCAGAAUCCCAUGAAUUGUUGGAUAUUUGGAGUAAAUUUGACUAACAAUAUUACUAACAAUGUUACCCUUCCGGAUAAAGAACAAUUGGGAUGUCCCGCUAUUAUUCCCAGUGGUCCCAAAGAUUCUAUUCCUGUUGCUGCAUGUGAAACUGAGGCUGGUCAGAAUCCCUAUUAUUCACUGUCCAAUAAGGAGCACAAGCAAAAUAUUUCUGAUGGAUCACCCAGUGCCAGUCAGAGACACACCAGGACUCGGACCAAGGUGCAAAUGCAAGGUAUUGCUGUUGGUCGUGCAGUUGACCUUACCGUGUUAAAAGAUUAUGAUGAUCUCAUAGAUGAGCUUGAGAAAAUGUUUGAUAUUAAGGGAGAGCUUCAAAUGCAAACUAAGUGGGCUAUUACUUUUACUGAUGAUGGAAAUGACAUGAUGCUCGUUGGUGAUGAUCCAUGGCCGGAGUUUUGUACCGUGGUGAAGAGGAUUUUCAUUUGUUCAAGGGAAGAUGUGAAGAAGAUGAAAAGCAAGCAUUCUUCUUCUUCAUCAGUGGGUGAAGAAACUUUGUUGAGCCAAGAUUGACAGAAUAGGGAGGAGACUCAGCAAAUCUCUUGUGAUUUGACAGCUUAACCUUUCUAGUUUUUUGGUUUGGGAGGGAGGGGGGAAGUGUUGGGGGUUUAGGGUGCUUGAUGAUUUGGUUUGCUUAAUUUUAUGCGACUUUAAAAUUGUAGAGUAGUGAACGUGUGUAAGUGGACUAAUAAUAUUAUAAAACUACAGGAACUUCAGUUGGAUUUUAGGUACUUUAUAUUUGAGAAUACCUUUUUUUAGGUGGUACCAUCUGCACAAACAAGUAUGCUUUUUCUUUUUUUCC
Messenger RNA from Glycine soja, 2837 nucleotides. RefSeq names its product auxin response factor 18-like. The transcript is spliced from 14 exons. Gene Ontology annotation, biological process: response to hormone; regulation of DNA-templated transcription. Gene Ontology annotation, molecular function: DNA binding; protein binding. The record is from RefSeq and is a predicted model, not a curated record. Lineage: Eukaryota; Viridiplantae; Streptophyta; Magnoliopsida; Fabales; Fabaceae. Gene Ontology annotation, cellular component: nucleus. The coding region runs from base 539 to 2548 and encodes 669 amino acids.